AUGUCGGGUGCAAGGUGGGCAGGCAAUGAUCCAUCCAUCUCGCCUGCUACGGCACAAAAGAGUGGCCAGGGACUCUGGCCAAAAUUAGGCUUUUUUAGGAAGCAGCAAGACGUGCGCUUGUCGCAAUUCGUUGACCCUCAAAUUAUUCAGGAGGGACCUAGCUCUGCUGAUAACUCGCGUCUCGACGUAAUUGAUCAACUCGAUAUUUCGGGUCUAACAGGCGGCUCUCUGUUUCACCACGAUUCUCCGUAUGACGCUUGUUCACCACAAUUCAACCGGGGGAAUAACCGGAAGGCUCCUAUCAACGCCUUUGAUCGUUCUGAAGAUCCUAUCACGAAUGCCCUGCUUGAACAUCAUAGGAUGCGCGAAGAAGGACAAAUGCAUGAGACCCCGGCUGAUCUACCGAAUGGCCAGGAAGACUAUGAAUCGCGUGACCCAUAUGCUGUACCGCAGGGCAUGGGUUACGACGGUCCCACAGAUGCUGACAAUCCUAACAGUGAAUAUUUUGGUGUGGCCACAGAACCGUGGCAGGAGUUUUCUAAUCCUAUAACGUCCGCACAUAAUGCCAGUCGAUCAAAAAACCCUACUGGUGGCACAAAAGCAGAGAAUCAAUUCGGGGACAUGGAGGCCAUUCUUCGUGGUGGCCGUCGGUCAGAGCCACGCGUGCCGGCGUAUGAGUCGGUGUCUCAAACUUCUGCUUCGCAGGUUGAGCCAGAAACAACCAAAUAUAACUACCGGGAAGGUCGAAGACCAUCCUUAUUCAGAAGUCGCUCCAUGUCGCGCUCCAAAAGCCUCGCCUCUCGUUUUCGCCGCCAUCAUGCCGAACCUGAGCCAUUGCGUCAAGAACCGCCAGCCCAGGUAGCAUCACAUGUGCCAACACAGCAAUUACAGCCUGCUACAUUGGGACAACCUGACUCCUUGAUGAACCAGGGCCUAGCACCACCCAUAAGCGGUGCAUCAAACCCUGCACCCACCACUACUGCUCUGUACAACCAAAUUGAAGCCGGCAGGUACCAUGAUGCAUCUUCCCUCAAUAUGAAAGGCGAUACUUCAAAUGUAGCCACAGGCAUAGCUCAGUCGAGCUACAUGGAUGAACCUGCCUAUGUGUACGGCUCAGCAUACACGCGCUCGUCGCGACGACAUUAUACAGAAGCACCUGAGCCGCCUCCUAAGCAGACUGGCUUGUCGGACGAACCGUCUAGUAUGGCGCAGACGAAUGACCAAUCGCUUUUGAAUGCCGAAGCUGGGAAGGCCAACCGCGCUCCCACAGGGCCCGCAGGUUCGGAUCCCCUACGUCGUGGACUACGUCGCUUAGCAUCUAUCGGCCGCUCAAGAUCUCGGCGCUCGCCAUAG
Messenger RNA from Malassezia restricta, 1353 nucleotides. RefSeq names its product Pal1 cell morphology protein. The record is from RefSeq and is a predicted model, not a curated record. NCBI's taxonomy places the organism in Eukaryota, Fungi, Basidiomycota, Malasseziomycetes, Malasseziales, Malasseziaceae. Bases 1 to 1353 code for a protein of 450 amino acids. Gene Ontology annotation, cellular component: cytoplasm. The transcript has 2 exons.